AUGGACUCGACAAGCUCUUCUACUGCGCACGCCGCCGAUUACAUGACUGCUCGCGCGGACUCGAAGCCGUCUUUAUCAUCUAUGGAAUGGAAGGCGCAAUGUUCCAUUUGGACGAACGUUCUCAGUACCAAAGACACUCGCGCUUGUGAGCUCGCAACAGUUCAUGCCACUUUGUUCAAGGUCGCUAGACACACUGCGGCAAUGAACCAGACCACAAAAUUCAGUGAGCUCACUGGACAGCUUCUUGAGAGCCGUAUCAUCCUCGAGAAGCAUCUCAUCGACACCCAGCAAGAGGCGGAACAUGCGCAGCGUAUGAUUGACUUCCUCACGGCUGAUGUCGUCGUACCUAAGGCACGGCAUGUACAGAACAAAAUCUUCCUUCAAAUGGCAGAGUGUCUUCAAGGCACAGAUCCAAACAUGAAAGUCUGUGAUCUGUUGGAGAAGAUCACAACCAACCUGAUCACCAUCGAAACACCUCCGAGCAACAAGAACCAGAAUAAUUCCACCAGCCCCCAAGAACCUGAACUCGCUCGCGGAGUGACAAAGUGGAAUACGAACCAACAGUCGAAACACCUCACUCUUGGAUUUGAUAGUGAAACUCCACUGGGAGAGGAAACUCGAGCAUUCAAAACCCCUCAAAAGCAGACCGAAACGGCGCAUCCUGACACCAGGAAUAUCGAGAACGACCAGAAGAAGGAGCGACGAAAUGCAAAGAUUCCUAUUAUCAGCAACAAUGGCAAGAUUCGCAUGAAGACCAAGACCGUUGGGCGAACAUCGUCAGCAGCGCAAGAGACUGUAACCGCCACCAACAAGGUUAAUAAGGUCCCUACUCAUCAACGAGCUACGAAGAGUACUGUUGCAAAGUCGUUCAGAAGGGCUGAGGCAGCCGUCGCACCACAGAAGCAGGUGCAGAAAGACGCCAACGCGCAAGUCGCGAAGUCAUCCAAGACACACAAGGCUACAAAUAGUAGCACUAUCAUAAGUGCAGUCCCUUUCUCUCAGAAAAGCACCAGCCAAUUUGCUCCAUCAAGCUCUGGGUCCGACAAGUCCUUCAGCUCCGCGGUCGUAUCCAGCCCGAGCCCUGCCAUGACCCGACCUCUACAGCGAAAGAGUAGCGCCACGGAGGGCCGCAAAGGCCAGCGUCAAGCAGGAGAGCCUGGUGUUGCGCGUAAACUGACCGCAAGGGAGCGAAAUGAGCGAUUGAAGAAGCGGGAAGAGGAGAAGAUCGCAAAGCAGGCACAAGAAGCCUUUACUAAAGAAUCGACUUCUGAAUCUGAAGAUACCCAGAUGCGUAGGAACCACAAAAAGUCACAAAACAGCAAGACUAAAGGUGUAAAGAGCACCACUGUCGAUUCAAGAAAGAAUGAAGACGAUGGCGUGCCUGUCGCCUUAGAGGGCCUUGACACCAGUAACAUUAUCUGGGCAGGUAGUCGUCGCCGCACUGGAGAUGGAUCCCAGUCAACAAGAGAUAGCGCCAGUUCUGGCAUCGAAACGUCGAAUGGUAGCAAACGGAAACGCGACAACGAUGACGAAGAGUAUGCUAGUGUGAAAAAAGUUAAGAACGCUCGUUAA
Molecule: messenger RNA, 1572 nt
Organism: Plenodomus lingam JN3
Lineage: Eukaryota; Fungi; Ascomycota; Dothideomycetes; Pleosporales; Leptosphaeriaceae
Source: RefSeq, a predicted model, not a curated record